Molecule: messenger RNA, 1198 nt
Organism: Beta vulgaris subsp. vulgaris (sugar beet)
Lineage: Eukaryota; Viridiplantae; Streptophyta; Magnoliopsida; Caryophyllales; Amaranthaceae
Product: probable transmembrane ascorbate ferrireductase 4
Exons: 4
Coding region: 203-907 (234 amino acids)
Molecular function (GO): oxidoreductase activity
Source: RefSeq, a predicted model, not a curated record
CUACGGAGAGUGACUGUAAAUUCAAGUACUGCAAGUAAUCACUUCACUGAGUGAGUGAGCGAGUGAGUGCUCGUAAAUACGGCGCAGAUCUAGUGCUCUGCUAAAGCAAGCCGUCGGUGACACACAUUUCCUGAGUGAAAUCAAAGACUUGCUAUGUUUCAUUCUUUUUGAAGCUCUACAAACUAAUAACUAGAAAAUAAAAAUGUCAUCCUCAAUAUUUCCACUUGUUGUAUUUGCCAGAAUAUCAGCUGUUCUAGUAGCAGCUCUUGUCCUAAUUUGGGCACUUUUCUUCAAAACCAGCUUCAUUCCCCACUCUCCCUCUUCUCCUGACAACUUCAUCUAUGCUGUGCUUCAUCCUCUGCUAAUGGUGAUUGGUUUCAUAAUUAUCAGUGGAGAAGCUAUUUUGGUUCAUAGAUGGGUGCCAGGCUCAAGAAAUAUGAAGAAAUUAGUGCAUUUGGGGAUGCAAGGUGUGGCCUUGGCUUCUGGAGUUUUUGGGAUUUGGACGAAAUUUCAUGGAGAAGAUGGUGUUGUUGCUAAUUUCUACAGCUUACAUUCUUGGAUGGGUUUGAGUUGUGUCUCCCUCUUUGCCAUUGAGUGGGUGAUGGGUUUCAUGAGCUUUUGGCACAGAGGAGAAAUGCGGCGAGUAAGGAUGAAAAUGCUGCCAUGGCAUGUAUUCCUAGGCUUAUACACAUACAGUUUGGCGGUAGCAACAGCAGAAACAGGGCUCCUAGAGAAGCUGACAUUCAUGCAAACUAAGAGAAAUGUUCCAAAGCGAGGUUCUGAAUCCAUUGUUGUAAAUGGACUUGGACUAGGACUUGCCCUUCUUGGUGGUCUUGUUAUUUUGGCCGCUAUUUCGCCUAAAACACCACCAAUUCACAAUUUGUCCACCAAAAGCAAUCUACUUUAACAACAAAUAUUAGUCAUAUGUACCUUGUUAGUGGAAUAUAGAAGGUGCUUUAGAUGGCCCAAAGAAAAGUGGGGUGUUGGCUAUUGCUAAUAAAUAGGCAAUUGUAUAGCAAUGUGAUCAUUUUUUUUUCUCUUCUUAUUACUUCUGUUUGAUUUUUCUUAUUAGGGGUGUUGUUGCAACUUGCAAAUGGUUUCUCUAACUUAGCACAUUAUCCUCUUAUUGCUUUUCUUAUAAAAAAUAAUGAAGGAUAUUGUGAGUUCUUAAUGAAAAAACUACGAUAUUUUGACUGCA